ACACAGGCCCAGCAUCCACAGCUCGCAUCCGAUUUCCAAUUUCAAAUCCUUCGAUCGCGCAGCGCCGCCCGCCCUCUCGCAGCUCUCUCCGAUGGCCCGCACGAAGCAGACGGCGAGGAAGUCAACUGGCGGCAAGGCGCCGCGGAAGCAGCUGGCCACCAAGGCGGCGCGCAAGUCGGCUCCGGCCACCGGCGGCGUGAAGAAGCCGCACAGGUUCCGCCCCGGCACCGUCGCUCUCCGCGAGAUCCGCAAGUACCAGAAGAGCACGGAGCUGCUCAUCCGGAAGCUGCCCUUCCAGCGGCUGGUGCGUGAGAUCGCGCAAGACUUCAAGACCGACCUUCGGUUCCAGUCCUCCGCUGUCGCCGCGCUGCAGGAGGCCGCCGAGGCGUAUCUGGUGGGUCUCUUUGAGGACACCAACCUCUGCGCCAUCCACGCCAAGAGGGUCACCAUCAUGCCCAAGGACAUCCAGCUCGCGCGCCGCAUCAGGGGCGAGAGGGCCUGAUUGCUGCUCUGUCUUCCUGUUUCUGUAAUGUCUGAACUAGGCGAUGGACUCUAUCGCUUCUUGUCCUGCAAUCGUGUACCGAUGUUCUUGGCAAAUCAAUUUGGCUGUUAUGAAUGUGAUUCAGUGAUUUGAUUUAUAA
This is a messenger RNA of Zea mays, 641 nucleotides long. RefSeq names its product histone H3.2. The record is from RefSeq and is a predicted model, not a curated record. Lineage: Eukaryota; Viridiplantae; Streptophyta; Magnoliopsida; Poales; Poaceae. Bases 92 to 502 code for a protein of 136 amino acids. Gene Ontology annotation, molecular function: protein heterodimerization activity; structural constituent of chromatin; DNA binding. Gene Ontology annotation, cellular component: nucleosome. The transcript has a single exon.